UUAGUCAGUUAGUUUCCAGUCCUAAGGUUGAUACUCUCCAUCGAUCGUUCUUUUCAAGUUCUCCAUCUUUACCAGAUAAACGGUUUAGAAAUGGUCAACAUCCCGAAGCAGCGUAGGACCAUUUGCAAUAAGUGUAAACGCCAUACACUUCACAAAGUUACUCAAUAUAAGGCUGGAAAAGCUAGUCUACACGUUCAAGGCAAACGACGUUAUGAUAAAAAACAGAGAGGUUUUGGUGGACAAACCAAACCCAUCUUCCAUAAAAAGGCAAAGACAACUAAGAAGAUUGUGUUGAGAAUGGAGUGUAUGGAAUGUAAACGACGAAAGCAAGUACCAAUCAAAAGAUGUAAACAUUUUGAACUUGGUGGUGACAAGAAACGCAAGGGACAAAUGAUCCAGUUCUAAUAUUUGAAUGAAUAAAUUCUUAAAUAAACAUUAUUGUUCCAUUUCUUUGUGUUUUCAACUUAGAUAAAUAAAUUAUUUACCUCACCAACACAA
This is a messenger RNA of Xenia sp. Carnegie-2017, 498 nucleotides long. RefSeq names its product 60S ribosomal protein L44-like. Lineage: Eukaryota; Metazoa; Cnidaria; Anthozoa; Malacalcyonacea; Xeniidae. Gene Ontology annotation, cellular component: cytosolic large ribosomal subunit; ribosome. The record is from RefSeq and is a predicted model, not a curated record. The transcript is spliced from 5 exons. Gene Ontology annotation, biological process: translation. Bases 91 to 405 code for a protein of 104 amino acids. Gene Ontology annotation, molecular function: structural constituent of ribosome.